Molecule: messenger RNA, 1650 nt
Organism: Marasmius oreades (fairy-ring Marasmius)
Lineage: Eukaryota; Fungi; Basidiomycota; Agaricomycetes; Agaricales; Marasmiaceae
Exons: 5
Coding region: 1-1650 (549 amino acids)
Source: RefSeq, a predicted model, not a curated record
AUGACCGACAGAGAAAGGGAGCUUUCUCAACUCAAGAGAAACUUCUCAAUGGCUUCUUUGUCAACUUCCGACCAUCUCUCGGAGUCAAAUUACACGACUGACUCCUCUUCUAUCGGUACAAUGGUAGGACCAGGAUCGCUUGCCGGGAAAGCAAUAUAUAGACUGGGAAAGAUUACGCUAAAGGGAGUCGAACAAGUGGCCAUUUACCGAAGAUUGUCUGCAAUCUCUUUUUACUUCCCUCAUGAUCAUCGAGACUCCUCAAAUGUGAACGGCAUCGAGCAAAUGUAUCUUGAUUUGCUAGAGUUAUCGAGACCAGGAAUGUACUCAAAUGGAAUUCGUUUCCAAGCAUUAGGCAUGAUUAUGGCGCAGAUCGGGACCAGAAAUACCAAAUAUCUGUUAAAUGCAUUGACACGUUUUCCUUCUAUUGAACUCGGCCACCUCGUUGCGGAUAUCAUACCCCAUUUUGACCCUGUAUCGUUAACCUCCAUGUCUCACGCGGAUGUUGUGAAGGACCCAAUUCUCAAGGCAUAUGUGGAGAGUCUAUCUGUACGAGUGGAAAAUUCGUUUGUACCUUUCAUAGACUUCCUCUCUCAGAUUGUUACACUCGACGAGGACCGGCGUGAUGUCGUCCUGGCGAAUGGGGUUUUGGACAUGAUGCUUGGACUUUACGUGACCGACUUUCAGGACGUUCUAGCACCUCGAGACUUCCCAAGGUCCACUAUGAAGUCUUCCUUACUAGGAGCUUGUAACUCACUCUUCAUGGGGGUUCUUCUCAAGGGUUCUGGACUGGAACUCAUCUCGAAACAUGGGCUAUCAAUCUUGUGGCCUUUCCAUCCAGCGCUGGAAUUCCUCGCGGACACUGAGCGUCGCCGGUUUAAACGGGGAAGAUACUGGGACGUGAUGAGCAGGGAUUACGUCCAGUGGAGAGUCCGCACAAUUCAGAAUAUGAUGUUUGACUUUUCCUGUGUUUUCGACGUGGAUACAUUCCUCGACACUGUAAUAGACUGCCUGACUUUUGUGAUGAGUCCUGACGAGGAAAUUUCAUACCGAGGUCUGCGCUGCCUCUAUACUGCGAUUGGCCGCGACAAUGUACCUUUCAGUGUGGCUACUGCCGUUCAUUCGUAUUUAUCCAAAGGAGAGGGAUUUGAUGUAGCCUCGAUGUUGAAAAGUGUAGCCAAGGUGUUGUUGGGCCUUCUAUCUCCAACCCCUCGCGUGGUCGAGUCAUUCACUUUCGACAACGAUCCGUCGGACCUCAUUCCGGACGUCCUGGCGACCUUUAUCAACUUCUUCGCUUCCUUGGCUCGGAGAAGUGAAAAAUAUCAUAAACUCAUUACUGAAACCGGGAUUAUUCGGAUCGGCAGAGAAACGUUGACAAUACUGGAGAACGCGAAACUGGAGAAUGAGGAACCAACGGCGAUUGCGGGAUUGAUGUGCUACAGCAGAAAAGACCUUGAAUUAUACUCCAGCACGUAUAAAACCACUGCCGACCAGCCGUAUCAGGUGCACGUCGUUCGAUGGGACUUGAUUGUCCUCGAAAAGUGGGCACCUGGAAGGAAGUUGCUCCUAUGUCCGCCCGGACGAUGGGCUAAAGGAGGACCGGUUUAUGGCACCAUUUCUAAUCAUCGGCAAGAGUUCCAACUGGGGCAUUAA